UUUUGUAAUUUUCAGCAUUUUUUUUAUCAUCUUUUACUUUUAAAAGAAAUUAAAAAAGUAACGAACAUUGCCGGCCGCCGGCGCCUGAGAAAAAGUAGUUUAUAGAUUUUUUUUUUUCAUUUUUGUUUUCCUAAUUUAACUUGACAGGCUGAAAAUCAAGAUGACACGUAGUCGAGAGGCACGGCGGAGUGGGUAUGCAGUCCACUUCCAGCGACGUAGACGAGCGUUGAACCGCACGAACUCCAAUCCAAUAUUUCUGACUCCACCACAAUCCGCUUACGAAACCUCGAUUCCAUUAACACCGAAGCUCUCUUUCAGAACCUCGAACCUCGCCGACACGGAGCCAGCGGGGCUACAGUUAAUGAAAUGGGUUAUGCAAUGAGUAGACUGGACAUAGAAGCAGACCUUCGUGAUGGGGGGAAGACAAUCCUUGAGGUCAGUCAUAGCCAAAGAUCCAACAAGCCAUUGAAAUAUGUAGACAAUGAGAUUUCCCAGCUCACGAGAUUACAAUCAGGACCCCAUGAACGGUUAAGCCAAGUCACACCUGGCAGACGGGAGUUGCCUGUUUCCACAGUGAAGAUGUUGGCUGGUCGGGAGUGUAACUAUUCAGGAAGAGGGAGAUUCUCAUCAGCCGAUUGUUGUCAUGUUCUAAGCAGAUAUCUGCCAGUAAAUGGUCCUUGGCUUGUCGACCAAAUGAACAGCCGAGCCUAUGUCUCACAGUUUUCAGCAGAUGGUUCUCUUUUUAUUGCUGGAUUUCAGGGAAGCCACAUUAGAAUAUACAAUGUGGAUCGAGGAUGGAAAGUUCAGAAGAACAUUCUUGCCAAAAGUUUGCGAUGGACAGUUACUGAUACAUCACUUUCUCCUGAUCAACGCCAUCUUGUUUACGCCAGUAUGUCACCUAUUGUCCAUAUUGUUAAUGCUGGGUCCCCUGAAACAGAGUCUCUGGCAAAUAUUACGGAGAUCCAUGAAGGUUUGGAUUUUUCUUCUGAUGAUGACGGGGAAUAUUCUUUUGGAAUCUUCUCUGUAAAAUUCUCAACAGAUGGACGAGAAGUUGUUGCUGGAAGUAGUGAUGAUUCUAUAUAUGUUUAUGAUCUUGAAGCAAAUAAGCUUUCCCUUAGAAUUUUGGCACAUACGUCUGAUGUGAAUACUGUAUGUUUUGCCGAUGAAAGUGGCCAUCUUAUUUAUUCGGGGAGUGAUGAUACUUUCUGUAAGGUGUGGGACAGACGUUGCUUUGUUGCUAGAGAUAAGCCAGCUGGAGUCCUGAUGGGACAUCUUGAGGGAAUUACAUUUAUUGACAGCCGUGGUGAUGGCCGUUAUUUAAUAUCAAAUGGUAAAGACCAAAGUAUCAAACUUUGGGAUAUCCGGGGAAUGUCUUCCAAUGCUACAUGCAAUCCAGGUUUUAAGAGUUAUGAAUGGGACUACAGAUGGAUGGACUACCCACCACAGGCAAAAGAAGUGAAACACCCGUGUGAUCAGUCGGUGGCUACAUAUAGAGGUCAUUCGGUCUUGCGAACUCUUAUUCGCUGCUACUUCUCCCCAGCAUACAGCACUGGUCAGAAGUACAUCUACACUGGAUCUCACAAUUCAUGUGUUUAUAUUUACGAUUUGGUAAGUGGAGCCCAAGUUGCUACACUCAAGCAUCGUAAAUCACCUGUAAGAGACUGUAGUUGGCACCCUUACUAUCCAAUGCUUGUUAGCUCCUCUUGGGAUGGGGAUGUUGUCAAAUGGGAGUUUCCUGGGAGUGGUGAAGCACCGGCCUACUCGAGCACGUAGGGAGAUCGGAGGAGACAUUUAUUGAAGAUCACUUGUUAUGUGGGCAAGCUAUUUUGAUAUGAUUUGGUAAAUUCAUGUUGUUUGCACAUUGGUUCAAGUUAUUUUUCAGCAUCAGAUAAGGUGUAAAUAACGAGCAAUAUGAACUAUGAAUAAUUCUCAUAUUAACUAUGUCAGUUGUACAUAUAUACCAUUCUCAUACUGUCAUCUUAA
Juglans regia (Persian walnut) is the source of this 1983-nucleotide messenger RNA. Its product is annotated as LEC14B homolog. NCBI's taxonomy places the organism in Eukaryota, Viridiplantae, Streptophyta, Magnoliopsida, Fagales, Juglandaceae. The transcript has 10 exons. Gene Ontology annotation, molecular function: protein binding. Gene Ontology annotation, biological process: proteasome-mediated ubiquitin-dependent protein catabolic process. The coding region runs from base 367 to 1773 and encodes 468 amino acids. The record is from RefSeq and is a predicted model, not a curated record. Gene Ontology annotation, cellular component: Cul4-RING E3 ubiquitin ligase complex.